Molecule: messenger RNA, 1755 nt
Organism: Drosophila rhopaloa
Lineage: Eukaryota; Metazoa; Arthropoda; Insecta; Diptera; Drosophilidae
Gene: ste24c
Product: CAAX prenyl protease 1 homolog
Exons: 2
Coding region: 85-1461 (458 amino acids)
Biological process (GO): CAAX-box protein processing
Cellular component (GO): endoplasmic reticulum membrane
Molecular function (GO): metalloendopeptidase activity
Source: RefSeq, a predicted model, not a curated record
UUCUGAUUGAGUUAUCCUGCCUGGCUAUUAUAGAUAUAUAUUUAACAACUGUUGUUGCUUGUUGGGGGAACAUGAUAAGUUUUGAUGGCAUUCUACGAUACUUGGCCAAAGUGGGAUCCUGUUAUAAUACUGGUGGUGUUAUGCCUGAUCGUGUUAGUUGACAGGAUCUGGGAGAUGAUUCUCACCAAGAGACAGCAAUUGGUGUGCCUGAACUCGAUUAUGGUGCCGGACGAGCUGCGAGGGAUCAUUCCGCCGGAAGUCUACUUUCGGGCUCGCAUCUACGAGCUGCACAAAACGGAACUGCAGAUCUGGAAGUACCUGAUCGACCUGAUUCUCUCGCUGUGUGAGCUGGCCCUGGGCUUCUACCCCUUCCUCUGGGGCCUGGCCACCAAGACCCUGCAACCGGUUACCUCCGCGGAGAUCUGGAUCAGCCUGAUCUUCGUCUUCUACCUGACCAUCUACAUAUGCCUGCGGUUCCUGCCCGUGCUGAUCUACGACAAGUGUCUGCUGGAGCUGCGCUACGGGCUGUCGGGCAAGUUCCCGUGGUACCUCUACUGCUGCAUUGGCGCCCUGGCCAUCCUCCUCAGCCAGCUCGUCCUGCUCCCGCUGGCCGCGGCCAUUGUGUUCAGCGUGACGCUCCUCGGGUACUACUUCUUCCUGUGGUUCUGGCUCUUCUGGGCCGUGUUCACCCUGCUGCUGGUCUUCUUCCUGCCCUACUGCUGCAUCCCGUGCAUCGGGCGGCAGGUUGUCCUUCCGGAGGGCACUGCGCUGCACGCGGAGGUGAAGCGGGUCUGCGACGUGGUGGGAUUUCCCAUGAAGCGCGUGUUCAUCAUCAAGACCCGGACGAUGCAGUACAGCAAUGCCUACUUCUACGGAAGUUGCUGCCUCAAGCGGAUUGUGAUCUUCGACACCUUGCUGCUGAACAAGGGAAUGGACGCCAAUGACCUCCACCCCUACGAGGUGGGGCGAGGACUGACCAACACCCAGGUGGCGGGCGUGGUGUGCCACGAGUUGGGCCACUGGAAGCACGGACACUUCUACAAGGCCACGAUCAUCAUGAAGCUGCACUUCUUCCUCACCAUGGGACUCUUCGGCCUGCUCUUCCACUGCCCGCAGCUGUACAUGGCGGUGGGAUUCGAAUCCGGCCUCUGUCCCAUCAUCGUGGGAUUCAUCAUCGUCCUCAGGUUCGCCCUCACUCCGUAUCUCACGCUGGCAAAUGUCCUGAUGCUGUGGAAUCUACGUCGCUUCGAGUAUGCCGCCGAUAGCUUUGCCCAUCGCAUGGGAUACUCCAUCCAACUGAGAUUGGCCCUCGUCAAGAUCUAUGCCGAUCACAUGAGCUUCCCGGUCUACGACAACUGCUACGCCCGCUGGCACCACACGCACCCCACGAUUCUCCAGCGGUUGGCCUACCAGCAGAAACUGGAUGCGAAGGCCAUGAGAUCUGGACCCUAUCAGACCUAGUAGUCCCAGACAGUUACUUCAUUUUUUCGUAUGUUUUUCGAGAUACCCUGUUAAAUUGCCCGUAUGACUCGAACACAAAUUGCCACGCCCCGCUGUGGGUCCAUUACCAAAUUGGUGGUCAGCAUCGGCAGCGGGUGAGUUAAUAACAAUAGCAAUAAUAGAAAAGGAAGUGGAACAACGUGGAGGAUCGAUCACGGGAAAUCCUUAAGCUCUGAUGUGACCCUCCGCUUUUCUUCUCUUCUGUACUCCCCAUCUAUAGUAACGUCUUGAUAAGAAUAAAAUUGUUAAAGUCAA